GUGCGUCACUGUAGCCACGUAAUCAAGGAAGUAGGAAGCGCUGCGCACGCCCUUCACUCUCAGAAACAGCAAAAGAUGGCUCAGUUUGAGGAAGUAUCCCAGAAGUCCAAGCUGCAUCCGAAGCCGGAGGGCCUGACGUUGCAGUAUGGCACAGCUGGAUUCCGCACUCAAGCCAAACAUCUGGAUCACAUCAUGUUUCGCAUGGGCCUGUUGGCAACUUUGAGGUCCAAAAAGACAAAAUCCACCAUUGGAGUCAUGGUGACCGCUUCUCAUAACCCAGAGGAAGACAAUGGGGUGAAGCUAAUUGACCCCAUGGGGGAGAUGGUGACAGCAACUUGGGAGGGAUACGCCACACAACUCGCUAACGCCGAGCAGGACUCUCUUCUCAAAGAACUGAAGGUUGUUAUUGAGAAAGAGGAGAUUGACAUGAGUGAGCCUGCAAGCGUCUACGUCGGCAAAGACACCAGACCAAGCAGUGCUAGUCUCUCUCAUGCUGUGUUGGAUGGCGUUUCCAGUUUGGGUGGCAAAACUCAUGACUAUGGUCUGGUCACCACUCCCCAGCUGCAUUAUAUGGUGUGCUGUUGCAACACGCAUGGCAGCUAUGGCAGUCCCACCGUUGAGGGCUACUACCAAAAGCUCUCACAGGCUUUCCUUCAGCUCACUCAGAAUGUCCCAAACCGCACAGAUGAUCAGAAGAGGCUUCUGGUGGAUGGAGCCAAUGGCAUCGGCGCAUUGAAAAUGAGAGAAAUGGAGCCGUUUCUGCGCUCCGAACUGCAGGUGGUGCUUUCGAAUGACGGCAGUAGUGGGAAACUCAACCACAUGUGUGGAGCAGAUUACGUUAAAGUCCAGCAGAAAGCGCCUCAAGGUAUGAAUAUGGGAGUAGGUGAACGCUGCUGCUCGUUCGACGGUGAUGCUGAUCGCAUUGUUUACUACUACACCGACUCUAAAGGCUGCUUCCAUCUGCUGGAUGGAGACAAGAUCGCUACUCUCAUCAGCACGUACCUCAAAGAGCUGCUCACACAGGCAGGGUUGAACCUACAGGUUGCUGUUGUUCAGACAGCAUAUGCUAAUGGGAGCUCGACUCGCUACUUGGAGGAUGUCAUGAAGGUUGCUGUAUGCUGUACGAAAACAGGAGUGAAGCAUCUGCAUCAUGCAGCGCAGGAAUACGAUAUUGGAGUGUAUUUUGAGGCAAAUGGACAUGGAACUGUUUUGUUCAGCAAAGCAGCACAGAAACAGAUCCAGGAGCUGGUGAAAGACCCGAACACAAACGAUGAGAAAAAACGAGCGGUGAAACUCCUGGAAAGCACGAUCAAUCUGAUCAACCAGACGGUGGGAGACGCCAUCUCAGAUAUGCUAGUGAUUGAAGCUGUGUUGGCCAUCAGAGGGAUGUCUGUGCAAGACUGGGACACAAUUUACACUGACCUGCCCAACCGCCAACUUAAAGUCACGGUGUCAGACCGGCGUGUCAUAGACACGACAGAUGCGGAGAGGAAGGCUGUCACUCCAGCGGGUCUGCAGGAUGCUAUCGACUCGCUUGUCAAGAAAUACAAAAACGCUCGGUCCUUCGUUAGACCAUCUGGAACUGAAGAUGUGGUCAGGGUCUAUGCUGAGGCUGACACACAGGAAAGUGCUGAUAGUCUGGCUCAUGAGGUCAGUCUGGCUGUGUAUCGUCUUGCUGGAGGAGUCGGAGACGAGCCAAAACCUUUACACUAAUCAAACCUUCAUGCAUGAAUUCAGUCAGAAUCCAUCCAGUGAAAUGUAUAAAUACUGUAAAUGUACAGUAAACUAGUUUGUGUGGUGCAAACAAAUGUUUUGGGAGAUGACAAAUGUUAACAGUUUACUCUUUGUACUGGUAUGAAUGAAAAACAAUCCUUAUAAAUGGAAGUGUAUGAUUAUGAUGGAAUGUUAAACCGUGAACGUGUUUACACUCAUUUUAUCAGAGACAAAUUCAGUUUUGCCUCUGUUUAUAAUAGAACAAAAUAUCGCUCAAUAGAUUGGCAUCAGUAAGAUUUUAAUGUUUUUAAAAAAAUCUCUUAUGCUCACUAAGGCUGCUUUUAUUUGAUUAAAAAUAUUGUGAAAUAUUAUUACAAUUUAAAAUAACAGUUUUCUAUUUUCAUAUAUUUGAAAAUAUAAUUUAUUCCUGUCACGCAAAGCUGAUUUUUCAGCAUCAUUACUCCAGUCUUUAGGGUCACAUGAUCCUUCAGAAAUUCCGAUAUGCUGAUUUAAAGUAACAUUACUUCUUAUUAUCAAUGUUGAAAACCGUUGUGCUGCUUAAUGUAAUAAGUGGAAAUAAUGAUAAUUUUGUUUUCAGGAUUCUUUCAUAGACUGUCCAAAAGAACAGCAUUUAUUUGAAAUAUAAGUCUUUUUGUAUAUUUUUAAUCAAAUCAAAAUAAUGCAUCCUUUCUGAUUAAAAGCAUUGAUUUCUCUUACUUCUCUCUUACUAACCCCAAGCUUUUGAAUGGUAUUGUAUGUGCCAUCUAAUAAAAGCCUUAAUUUACUAAUUAAAAUUCAGGUUAGGUGAAUUAAACCUAAUGUAAAACCAACUGGACGGUAUGUAGCAUCAUGUGAUUUUAUACUGUUUUUUUUUUUUUUUUUUUUUUUUGGCUAUAAA
Molecule: messenger RNA, 2611 nt
Organism: Labeo rohita (rohu)
Lineage: Eukaryota; Metazoa; Chordata; Actinopteri; Cypriniformes; Cyprinidae
Gene: pgm3
Product: phosphoglucomutase 3
Exons: 13
Coding region: 76-1713 (545 amino acids)
Biological process (GO): UDP-N-acetylglucosamine biosynthetic process; hemopoiesis; carbohydrate metabolic process
Molecular function (GO): phosphoacetylglucosamine mutase activity; magnesium ion binding
Source: RefSeq, a predicted model, not a curated record